Molecule: messenger RNA, 4520 nt
Organism: Suhomyces tanzawaensis NRRL Y-17324
Lineage: Eukaryota; Fungi; Ascomycota; Pichiomycetes; Serinales; Debaryomycetaceae
Product: Elongator subunit
Exons: 1
Coding region: 29-4147 (1372 amino acids)
Biological process (GO): tRNA wobble base 5-methoxycarbonylmethyl-2-thiouridinylation
Cellular component (GO): elongator holoenzyme complex; cytosol
Molecular function (GO): tRNA binding
Source: RefSeq, a predicted model, not a curated record
CUUCAAGGGUUUUCCUCCUCCAUUAAAGAUGAGAAACUUAACCAUUCUAAAUAGGGGGUACAUCAGUACAAUAUCAAAGACCUACCCCGACUUGGAAAUCAUAGACUCCGUUUUCGAUCCAGUUGCCGAUAGUAUAACCUAUGUAUUGUCUUCUGAGGAGUCUAGUCUCAUUGAGGUGCAGCAAUUCACCAAGACAGGACAAGAAAACAUUUUGGCUAGCUUCAAUAUCUCAUCUCCUAUUAGUCCCACUGCCAGAUUGUUGAGCUUCAACCACUUCGUGGACACUUGUCAGCUAGUAUUCGUUUUAGAAAAUGGUGAUAUCAUAUUGGCUACCUAUGAUUCCAUGCAACCAGAUUGUGACACCACCGUCGUGGAGAUAGUCGGCUCAAUUGAUGUUGGAUUGAAUGCGUCCAUGUGGUCUCCAGAUGAGGAAACUUUGUCCAUUUUGACUAAAGAGAAUAAAUUGAUCUUGUUGUCCAGACUAUUCGAGCCAAUUUGUGAAAAGGAGUUGGACUCCAACGAUAUCAAGAUUACUGAUUCUAAGCAUGUGUCUGUUGGUUGGGGUAAAAAGGAGACCCAAUUUAAAGGUAGAGGCUUCAAGGCUAUGGAAAGGGAAAAGGAGGCUACAAAAGAUAAUAAAACCUUGAUAUCAUCAGCUCUUGAAAGGGAAAAGGAUGCAUUGAAGCAUGCUGGAUUAGACUUGAAAGAAGAUGGACCUCUUAAGGAUCCUACCGUUUCUGAAGUCGAAAGAGGUACACUUUCUUCGUUUGAUCCAAUGACCAACAGGAUAAGCUGGAGAGGAGAUGGGGAGUUUUUCGCGGUAACUACAAUUGAGCCUGUUUUAGUCCAGGAUACGGAUGAAUUGUUCGACAGAAGAGUCAUAAGGGUUUUCAGUCGUAAGGGAGAGUUGGAUAGCAUCAAUGAAGCUUGCGAUGGGCUUGAACACAAUUUAUCAUGGAAGCCUCAAGGGUCAUUAAUUGCUACAACUAAGAGGGGAUUGGAUGAAGAUGGUGAUUUAGCAUUAGAAUUGGCUUUCUUCGAGAGAAAUGGUUUGAGACACGGCCAGUUCAAUACCCGACUUGAUCCAGAUUCCGAAACCGUCAGCGAUUUACAAUGGUCCUCAGACAGCGAAAUACUUUUGCUCCAAAUGACAGAUAGGAUUCAAUUAUGGACAACUAAGAACUACCAUUGGUAUUUGAAGCAGGAAAUUUAUGUGGCUCCUCAAGAGCAAAUCAAUUUUGCCAAAUUUCAUCCAGAAAAGCCAUUACACCUCAUGAUUGCGAAGGCAAAUGGUCUUGAAAUCAUUGAUUUGACAUAUAAGAUAGUCAGUGGACCAACUUGCAUAGGCCAAGAUGUCGGUAUGACGUUAGUCACCGAUGGAAAUACUAUGAAGAUUACGCCUCUUGCAAUUGCAAAUGUUCCACCUCCAAUUAGUUUCAGAGAAUUUGAUGUUUCUGGCUCUAUAAACGAUUUGGCAGUUAGUAAGUCGAAUGAAAUUUAUGCCAUCAGCACAAGCAACAGCGAAAUUCACUUGGCUUCUCUUAAACUUGACGAGAUGAAAAAAGGGAAAUCUCCGAAGUUACGCUCCACAAUCAGUAGCGAUUUACUUGUUUCGGAGGAAGGGGAGUUUUUGAAACAAAUUGCUUUUGUUGAAAAUCAAUUUAUUGCAGCCCUUGUGGAUGGACAUGUUAGUAGUAAGAUAGUUCUUUUCAAUAUUGAGAAUUUGGAGGAACCAUUAUUUGAAGAUAUUGUCGAAAUUCCAACCAAGGUGAUCAUAAUCAAAGCACAAGCAAAUUUCGAGGCACUUGCGAUUGAAGGCAUAGAUGGAACCAUUUAUCAGUUGGACCAGCAAAAAAAUUUGCGGGAAGUUGGUAGGUUUCCUCAGUUAUGUCGUGACUUUGAAUUAGUCGUAACAGAAGCACUUGGCGAUCAUGCCACUUCUGCGGAUGAUUAUUUUGAAAAGGUAACUCCUUUUGGUAUCUCUUCAAAUGGUAAGUUGUAUGCCAAUGAUAUCCAAAUUGCAACCGCAGUGACAUCAAUUAAAACAACAGAGUCUCAUUUGCUUUUCACAACAGCGCAAUCUCAAUUGUGCUUUGUUCACUUAUCAACUACCACUGGUGAUUUCCAAAAUGCCGUUUUUCAAUCAACAUCAACCGAAAAUGUCACAGAUGAAAGAAUCAGACAAAUUGAAAGGGGUUCGAUUUUGGUUAAUGCAAUGCCUUCCAACUAUUCAGUGGUUUUAGAAGCUCCAAGAGGAAACUUGGAGACUAUUUGUCCUAGAAUAAUGGUUCUUUCUGGAGUUAGAAAAUUCAUUAAGCUUAAAGAGUUCAAGAAAGCAUUUUUAGCAUGUCGUACCCACAGAAUUGAUCUUGACAUAUUGCAUGAUUAUGACCCACAAUUAUUUUUCAACAAUUUGGAAAAUUUCGUCAACCAAAUCAAGAAUGUUGGUCAUCUUGAUUUAUUCGUAUCGUGUUUGCACGACGAAGAUGUCACUUUAACCAAGUACAAGGAGACGUUGAACGAAAGUGCUGAGAUCAGCGAAGUUUUUGAAAAAUUACAACUCGAACAACUGAGUAAGCUUCAGGAUAGUGCAACAGAACAGAACUCCGUAAAGAAGAUCAUCAAAAACAGAGAAGACAAUAAGGUCUCAUCAAAAAUUAACAAAAUUUGUGAAGGAAUUUUAUCAAUAUUAUUGAAACCUGAAUACUUUGAAACCUAUUUACAGACAAUAAUUACCGCUUAUGCUUGUCAAAAACCACCAAAUUUGCAGGAUGCAUUGAAGCUUAUUGGAUCGUUUGAUAACCAAGACCAAGUUGAACAAACAGUGACUCAUUUGUGCUUUUUACAAGAUGUGAACAAAUUGUAUAAUGUGGCCUUGGGGUUGUAUGAUGUGAAGUUGACGUUGUCUAUCGCACAGCAGUCUCAGAAAGAUCCAAAAGAGUAUUUACCCUUUUUGCAAAAUCUUCAUACUCAACCUGAGCUUAGAAGAAAAUUCUCUAUUGAUGAUCACUUGAAAAAUAAUGAAAAGGCACUUGGAUGGUUGCACGAGUUGGGCUCUGCUAGCUAUGAGGAAUUUGAUGAUUAUGUGGUGAACCAUGAGCUUUACCAAUGUGCUUUGAGUAUCUACAGAUAUGAUGAUUCAAGAUCUAACCAGAUAUACAAAUUAUAUGGCUCUCACCUAGCUGAUAAGCAACUCUACAGCGAGGCCGGUUUGGUAUAUGAAUACCUCAACGAUUUCCAAAAUGCAUUGAAGAAUUAUAUCUCUGCUAAAAGAUGGAGAGAAGCAUUGAGUUUGUUGCAAAGGGCCGAGCUCCAAGAUGGAUUGAGAGAUUCAGCUGAACAAUUGAGCAGCUCAUUAGUGGAUGAUCACAAGUACUCCGAAGCUGCAGAGAUUGAGUUCAAUUUCUUAGGUAACAUAGAGGAGGCAGUUAAGUUGUAUUGUAAGAGUUACCUGUUCGAUAGUGCUAUCUUACUAGCUUCCAAGGAAAAGAGACCAGAAUUGAUUGAAUCAAUUGUCGAUGUUCAGCUUGGUGAAGGGUUUGGUACCAUUGCUGAAUUAUUGGUUGAUUGUAAAAGUCAAAUGACUUCUCAAUUAAGGAGAUUGAGAGAACUCAGAGCCAAAAAACAAGAGGAUCCGUAUGCAUUCUAUGGAGUUCCAAAUGAUGACAUGGAUACUCCAGAUAAUGUCUCUGUUGCGGCCUCAGAAACUUCAACUACACCAUCAUUCUUUACGAGAUACACUGGUAAGACUUCAGGUACAGCAAAAACCGGAGCAUCUAGAAGAACCACCAAAAAUCGUAAGAGAGAAGAGAGAAAGAAAGCAAAGGGAAGAAAGGGUACUAUUUACGAGGAAGAAUAUCUUAUCAAGUCUGUGGGGCGUCUUGUGGAAAGAUUGGAUCAAACCGAAAGCGAUGCAAUUAAAUUGAUUGAAGGAUUAAUUAGAAGAAGCAUGAAGGAACAAGCUUACCAAAUCCAAAAGUCUUGGGUUGAUUUGAUUGACUUCAUAAAAGAAAAUGUGGAUGAGAUUCAUAAUAUGAGUGAGAAGGACAGAGAAAGGGUCGAUGACAAUGGCGAAGUUUACCUCAUUCCUGAAAUUCCAGCACCUAGUAUUAGAGAAUUUCCAAGGAAGAAUAUUUUAGAUUAUUAAUCAUGCUUACGUGCUAAGUUUUACGUAUAUCUUGUUCUAUAGAAACUGUAUAUAUAACAUGAACUUGUUUCACAAUUCCACACCUAUUUACCGGCUGGCCAUCACACAGUAGAAUCAAUAUACAACCUACCUUUCUUGCUUCAACUGUUGUUCAAAUUUCUUCAUUUCGUAGUCGACUACUCUAUAACUGAGUCCUAUGACCGCAUUUUUGGUUGCUUCAGUUAUUGCCUGCUUUUUGCACUUGCUGUAACACAUAUACCGAUGUGGCAUGUUGAUUGCCUCUCCGAUUCCAAAAUCCUCGCUAUGUGCACCAUCUUUCAAAACUACUCUUAUGAUUGCAGAGAACUUCGCUGAGUAUCUACUGUUCUCUUCG